GUUAAGUAUACUUUAGGGCCCUAAAGUAUGGGUGUAAUUGCAGUUUACUCACUAAACUUGCAAAAGUUGCAAGUCACUCACUUAUGCAAGUAUUCCGGUGGUAACAUGUCAAGGAACUUGAUGGAUGACAGCAAAGGGCUAAGAGAUGAAGUUCUGCAAUUGAGAAAAAACCUUGAACAAGCAAACCAGCUAUACAGGAAGAAGGAAGCUGAGGUUGUUAUGAUGAAGAUGAAGAAGCCAGAAGGUAGCAACAAAGGAUAUAGUGGCAGGGGUUGUGCUAUUGUUGUGGUUGUACUUGUUGUUGCAAUAGUCUAUCUUUUGAUUCAUUAAUUUAAAUAAUCAUGC
Molecule: messenger RNA, 345 nt
Organism: Beta vulgaris subsp. vulgaris (sugar beet)
Lineage: Eukaryota; Viridiplantae; Streptophyta; Magnoliopsida; Caryophyllales; Amaranthaceae
Exons: 2
Coding region: 28-330 (100 amino acids)
Source: RefSeq, a predicted model, not a curated record